Dreissena polymorpha is the source of this 1573-nucleotide messenger RNA. RefSeq names its product dynein axonemal assembly factor 11-like. Gene Ontology annotation, biological process: outer dynein arm assembly. Lineage: Eukaryota; Metazoa; Mollusca; Bivalvia; Myida; Dreissenidae. The record is from RefSeq and is a predicted model, not a curated record. The transcript has 17 exons. Gene Ontology annotation, cellular component: cytoplasm. Gene Ontology annotation, molecular function: protein binding. Bases 86 to 1501 code for a protein of 471 amino acids.
AACCAAAAUCGGUGGAUGUAAACAAAUAUACAUGUUUUGAUGUGUUUUCAUGUUAUCGAAUAUUCUGGUGUUUUGAUAUAUUAAAAUGGUUCGAAUAACUGAAGAUCUAGUACGGAGAAAGUCUGAACACAAUGAACGAGAGAUAUUUUCACUAGAAGAAUUAUCAUUGCACCAUGAGAAUAUUGAAAGGAUUGAAAAUAUUGACAAAUGGUGCAAGCAUUUAAAGAUUUUGUAUCUACAAAGUAAUUUGAUUCCUAAAAUAGAAAAUGUUGGAAGAUUAAAGCAAUUAAAAUACCUAAAUUUGGCUUUAAAUAAUGUAGAAAGAGUAGAAAAUUUAGAAGGUUGUGAAUCAUUAGAAAAGUUGGAUCUCACAGUGAACUUUGUUGGUGAACUCACUAGUAUUGACAGUUUAAAGAGUCUUGUAUUCUUCAGUGAAUUAUAUCUCACAGGAAAUCCAUGUAGCCAGUUUGAGGGAUAUAGAGAUUAUGUCAUAUCUACACUACAAAACUUAAAGACCCUAGAUGGAACACCAGUUGAGAGAUCUGAGAGAAUUAUAGCUACACAGAACUAUGGAGUAAUCCGAGCCAGAAUUGUUCAACAACAGAUUGAAUAUAAAAAGAAACGGGAUAAGGAGAGAGAAGAGGCAAGAAUAGCAUUAGAAAAGGAAGAUCAAGAGAAGGAAGCUGCAAAAGCAGAGGCCGAGAAAAAGCUAGGCUUUGAUGGCACCUGGUACACUGAUAUUAAUGCAGAAGAUAAAGAAAAACGUGCCAAGAAACAAACAGAGGAGGCAGAGGAAGAAUUUAAAAAGGACAAAGAGUUCUGGGACACCAAGUCUGUGUUUAGUCCAGAGGAGCGAUUGAAGGCCCACAAGAAACUGGAGGAGCAGAAAGACAGAGACAGGAAACGAGAAGACGCUAAAAACCCUCCAAAGCCUCCCCGGCGACUGUUUGCAGACGACGGCCGUCCAUUGAAUGUCAAUGAACCCAAAAUCAACUUCAAGUUGACUGAAGACGAAACAGGGAACUCCUAUCUUUUGGAUUACCAAUGCUACAAGUAUUUAGAUACCAGUAUGAUAGAUGUUGAUGUUCAGCCGAAUUAUAUACGGAUAACAACAAAAGGAAAGACCUUCCAGUUGUGUUUAGAACAGGAGGUGAACGCUGAUUCAAGCUCUUGUCAAAGAUCCCAAAUCACAGGACACUUGCUAGUUACCAUGCCAAAGGCAAAGCAGAUUGUCAAAUCCUCACCAAAACCGGCGAAGACCAGCAAUAACAACAAGGAAAAUGAAAGCAAUGAAACGCAAACUAAAACAAACCGAAAAAACAUGGAGAAACUUGAGGUUGACGAGUCCGCUAGAAAGACAGUAGACAUAGGCAAUAUUGUGAAGGAAAAGGGCGAGGUGAGUGUUCCUCCUCUUGGCUCCAAACCGCUCGGCAAAAAGCGGGAGGAGAAACCGUUGAGUGAAAACUUUGUGGACAAUCCCGACGUGCCACCGUUGGAAUGAGUUUUUGAUCUUUGGAGCAUAUUACAUGGAUAAUCUCAGUGCUAUAACAGCUGAAUAAAACGUUUGCCGUUU